Molecule: messenger RNA, 4938 nt
Organism: Vicugna pacos (alpaca)
Lineage: Eukaryota; Metazoa; Chordata; Mammalia; Artiodactyla; Camelidae
Source: RefSeq, a predicted model, not a curated record
CGCCGCUCCUCGCAGUACGGGGCUGUGGCGGCCUCUUGCUUCUGCGUCCCGGUCAGGACCCUGAGCGGUGGCCGCUGUAGGAGCUAGGAGCCAGUGUCCGCCUAGCCGCCGCCACCCUCGCUUCCUGCCUCUCCGUCCUGGGCUCUCCGCGCGGUGCAGAGGCGCCGGGCUGGGAAGGGAGAGGCACUAGCGUGAGGUUCCCAGCCGAUGGGCAACCCUUGGGCGCGCUGAGGGGCCGGGCUACUAGCGGCUGAGUUUGGAAAACAAAUCCAUUUGCCUUCAAUGUUGUCGAUUUUAUCAACAGAAAGGUUUUGUGGAUAUUUCAAGAAGUUACCUACUUUAUGGAAAGCCUGACAUAAUGUAAGCUGAGAGUAUAUAUUCUGAGUAUUUGGAGAGGUUGGAGCUAAAGAGAAGAUGAUGCAUCCUGUUGCCAGCAGUAAUCCAGCUUUCUGUGGGCCUGGCAAGCCUUCCUGCCUCAAUGAAGAUGCCAUGAGAGCCGCUGAUCAGUUUGACAUAUAUUCCUCUCAGCAAAACAAAUACAGCCACACAGUCAGCCACAAACCAAUGGCUUGUCAGAGGCAAGACCCAUUAAAUGAAACACACUUGCAGACUACCAGUGGCAGAAGCAUAGAGAUAAAAGAUGAACUAAAGAAAAAGAAAAAUCUCAACCGAUCCGGUAAGCGUGGCCGACCUUCUGGAACCACCAAAUCAGCAGGAUACCGGACCAGCACAGGCAGACCCCUGGGAACCACCAAAGCAGCUGGAUUUAAGACAAGUCCAGGCAGACCUUUGGGUACAACUAAAGCCGCGGGAUACAAAGUCAGCCCAGGGAGACCUCCAGGUAGCAUUAAAGCUCUAUCCCGUCUUGCCGAUCUUGGUUAUGGCUGUGGCACCGCUGCUUUUCCUUACCCUAUGAUGCAUGGUAGAGCAGUUCAUGGGGUAGAGGAAACCAGCAGCGAGAUCAAGCCACCCAAUGAGUGAACGAGGCAGGAAAAGAGGGCCAGGUUUAGAAAGAAGAUUUUGAAUAAUCCCAAAGCUUCUUGGUUUUAUUUUGACAUGAUUUUGCAGCCUGGGCUUUCCAAAUUUGUUUUCCUGUUUGUUUUUUUUCCCUGCUUCUGCUCGGAAACUGCCAUAUGCUGACAGAUGCACUCAGGGCAUAAGCAGUGGCAUUGUAUUUAUACAUAGGUUCAAAUGUAACACCUGUUUAAAUCAUUUUUGCUUUUCCUUUAGAGUUAUGGUUGUAUCUCAUAUUUCACUACUACUUUUGGGUCAUUCUAAAUGGAUGCUUUAUGUGCUAAACAACUGAAACCAUUAUACCUGUUAGUUUGUGAAGUAAGCAUACAUUAUGAUAAAAAUAUCUAAGAUAUUUUUAACUGACGAAACAAAGCAACGUAAUGAUUCAGGAUUACUUGAGGUAAUGGCUGUGAGUUUUUAUGACAUUUAUGUGUUCAUGAGACAAGACACAGAUAUUUGUAUACUUUGGCAUUUACAUGGACUUCAUAAGUUAAAAAUCUUAUUUUUAAUGUUCUAGGUUUAAGCAGCUUCUUAUUUAUUGAUCUACAUGGCAUUAGUUGAUUUAACCAUUAUUCUUUAAGAAUUCUUUAGUGUUUGCCUUUCAUCCACGAUAGGUUGUGUAUUUUUUAAUUGCCUGAGAGCAUAUACCAAACACUACAAACAAUUUGUAUUUACAAAAAAAUUAAACUUUUUAAUAAAAACUGCACAUUACAUUUUUGGUGAAAUACAAUGCAUUCUGAGAAUAGCAUAUUUAAUAUAGAAAAAGAAACAUUCUUAAGGUCUGCAUGUAGCUAUAGUUAUUAUGUUUUGCCUUUCAUAUACUUAGUUUUAAAGCAUUAUGCUUAAAACACUAAUGUUGUUCGUUUAUUAAGAACUGUUUUAGUUUUUUCUGAGUUGUGCCAUUGCAUUAGCACUUACUGUGGUUUCAGGUUUAUAUCUACCAAAGGGCACAAAUUGAAUGGUAGACUGUAAAACUGGUAUAAACAAAAUGUAAUUUUCUGACUGUAAGAACCCAAAUAUUAAGAAAUAUAUAGGAAUCCAUCUAUGCAUGAAACAUAUAAAAAAUAUGUUGGUUAGUUUAAUUAAAAAUCUCAUUGUGGCUCUAGUGAGACCACUUCAUCCAAAACAAAAUUUUUUUUCCAACAGUGUUUGCUUUAGAAGCAAGGUAGAUAGCAAUGAAAAAAAUGUAUUGGGUAGGUAUAUAUAGUAGGGACAGAGGGAAAUCUCUUUUCUUCCUUUCCGAAAGUAAUAUUCUUUGUUAAUAUACAUUUUAUUUAUUCUGAAUUUGUUCUAAAUAAAAUAAACUAUUAUAAACUUUGGAUUUGGAAAAAAUUCCACUCAACUUUAAAGUUACAAUAUAUUUGCAAGCUUAAAUGCCUUUGAGAUUAUAAUGUAGAUUUGAAGGACCCCAAAACUUUAAAAAUAAUUAAAUUUUUUAAAGGGCGCAUAUUGUGUUAUUUGGGCUUGCUCUCAAUUAAUGCAAACUCUGAUUGCAAAUGGAUGUCAUGUUUCAUACCUUUUUUAUCAGGAAAAAAGCAGCAAGCCUUCAGGUGUUCCAGUGAUGCCUGACACAAUGAGCUGGACUUUAUGCUGCUCUUUACAGUAAGAGGUGUUGCAUUGUAUGUGGGGACUGUGUGUGCACUGGCAUCUAAGACAGUGACCUCAACAAUUUUAGUUUUGCACAAACCAGAGAGAACAAUGUUGGAUGACUUACAUAUAAUCAGUUGUAACAUGCUGGCAGCUAAAUUGCUAUAGGAGUUUCUUCUUGCAGAAACUUAAAAUAUAAAAGUUAAAUAAUUUACUCAAAACGGUAUAACUUCUGACACAAAUGCUUACAUCUUUAUUCAUAUGUUCAUCUAUCCACUUUCAUUAUGUAUCUGUCAUUUAGCUGUUUCUCAAGAUGAUUUUCAGCAGUUGGCUGCUUAGAAAUCCUCUUUUGAGUUGCUGAAAACAGUUGGUUAAUUAAAUGUUCUACCACAGAAUUAUGUAUGUCAUUGUCAAGGAUUGGUUGCAUGUUGUGUUUUAUAGUAUGCCUAUUUGACCUUUCUCUGUCAGUUUAUUUUCAGUCCUGAUUUUCUUACACAUACUCUGCCCUUUCUCCCUACCCUUUCCUACAUUCGUUCUCUUUUUUCUUUCUACACCCUCCAGCACAUCUACUCAGUAGUGCUGUGCUGUGUGUCAGAAGAUAGAGCAGGUGUAUUAUUGUAUAAUGAAUUUUGUGCACAUGUUAAUGAAAUGAUGAAAUCAGCUAAAGGAAGUAUGUUCAUGGCAGUGUUUAUUAACAUGAGGAGCUAUGUCCCAGGAAAAAAGGAGGGCAAAUGGCUACUACUUUUGUGAAUGGAUAACAUCAUUUAGAAAGGUGAAUUUCCUGUUAAUGUGAGUAGUUACCUGGAAUAUUAUAUCUGUAUGCUGAUGAGCAUCUCCUGAUUCUACUUCCUUUUCUCCUUGUGAACAGUUUAUUGGUGCCAUGUUGAACAGAAAGACAGAUAUCUAAGUGAUAACAUGAAUGAAGUCUUAAAAUAUAAAAUAUUUUUACUUAUCUCUAAAGACUACAUUGUGCAUCUUUUGUAACACUGUCUCUUGUCAUGAUAAACACUGAAAUAGCAUGUUAAACAAUUGCCUAUACUUUAAUAUAAUCAGUAGGGGAAAACUGGCCUUUUCCUCCCACUGAAUGAUUAUUCCUUGAAAGGUAAAUUGCUAAUUUUAUAUUGUGUCAUUCUGUUCUUCACAAAAUAGGUUUCACUAUUCUGUAUUAAAACUGUUGGUCAGAAAUUGAUCUGCUAUUCAAGUAAGUUUGCUUUACUUUUUUUCUUUAAAAAAUAUUUUAACAUGCCUUAUUUAUUAUUCUUUUAUUAACAAAUUAGGAGCUAAUACAGAUGAAUUUUUUUUUUUGGCAGAUAUAUCCUUGCAUAACUAAUCUUUAAUGUGGGAUGAUUUUGAUACUAUCUUUGGAGUUUUGCACUGGAUAUAUAAAAAAAAUACUAGCACAGUGUAUUGGAAAAAAUAAGUAUCCAAUUUUUAAUAUUUGGGGAUGUUUUAAAAAUCAGUGUUUCAAUUAGACUAAAAGAUUCUUUAUAUUUUUUAUUUACUUUUUAAAAGAAACAUCUGUUAAAGUAGUACAAGUAAUAUUUAUUCCAAACUCAUGUUUGUGUGAAUUUACAUGUGUAUUUUCAUGAAAUAAGAAUAGAGUUUUCUUUGAAUUAAGGAGGGAAAAUAAUUAUCUGGAUUUGUUUAUUAGUUCAAAAGUGAUUCAUCCAUUGUAAGAAAAACCAGUGUAUGAGCUCAAGAAAAAAAAAACAACUUUUAUAUUCUAAGAAGCUUUAAAAGAACAAUUCAGGGGAUGUUGACAAUAACUGCUACCCUGUCAGUCAUUGUCCAUAUAUGCAGUAAAAUUUUAUAAUCCUUUUAUAGUAAAAUUAAAAGAAUUCACAACAGUUGUUCAAAACAUUUUUUUUUCUUUGGACAUAAAAUAUUUUGAUGCUAUUAUGUUUUUGUUUUUAUUAUAGUUUAACUAUAUGCUAUUAAACUCUAGGAUGUAUCUAAAUCUUUCCUUUGCUUUUUCCCCUUCCCUCCCCCCAAGUAGGUAAAUCUGUGUUCUCACAUAGAAUGUGUUUAAUUUUUGGAAAAUUUACUCUGAUGGUAAAUCAAAUGUGUGAUUUAUAGUAAUCAGAUCACUUUGAUUCUUUAAGUUUCACAGUUUCCUUUUUCCACAGAUAAUUAUGGAGAAUAAUUACCAAUUAACUGAUUCAAGCACGCUGUCCUCUGCUGUAAAAAGUCUGAAUAGAUACUGUGUAUGUUUUUAUGUCCAUGAACUUGAGCUACUCGUGUGCAAUUAUGUGUAUGGGAAUGGAGUAGUGUUCAUGAUUUGUAUCUAUAUCAUCAUAUGGAUGUAUAUUUAUUAAUAAAGUCAUUACUUUAAAACCA